Haliotis rubra (blacklip abalone) is the source of this 3095-nucleotide messenger RNA. RefSeq names its product cubilin-like. NCBI's taxonomy places the organism in Eukaryota, Metazoa, Mollusca, Gastropoda, Lepetellida, Haliotidae. The transcript is spliced from 17 exons. The coding region runs from base 120 to 2162 and encodes 680 amino acids. The record is from RefSeq and is a predicted model, not a curated record.
AUAUCUGCACUAGUCGGAAUCAGUGAGGCGUGAACAGUAUCAGGGGUAUGUAGCUGUCUUCUACACAACAUGGACGUGCAGGACACUUUGUUUGACCACAUUAUUGUUUGAUCACAACCAUGGAUCUCUACUUCCGCUUGCUGCUACUUCCGGUCAUUUUUGAGGUUGUCAUGGAAACAGGGUGUGACUGUAACGGCACCGACAUCCACAUCAACGCCACAACGGACCCACAAGUCAUCAGGUCACCCGACUUCCCACUCAGCUACGCUAAUAAUGUAUCGUUCAAGGUUCUCGUCGAAGCUCCAACUUAUGCUCACGUGCUGCACGUGCAUAUCGUGUACAUGCAGCUGAAUAACUGGAACAGCACCUGCGGGGACCGUCUCGUCGCUUACGACGGCAACUCAAGUGAUGCAAGCGAGCUACACACGUGGUGUGGAGCUGACAAGAUGGCGACGUCAACUUCCGGUGAUAGCCUCUUUCUCGUAUUCGAAACAGACGACUUCCUGACCGACUCUGGUUUUGUCCUCCGAUUCUGGGAAGAUGUUUCUACGACCUGUAGACCUGGAAAUAGCAUUCACCUCAAUAUUACGGACACCCCUGUCCUCCUGACAAUCCCCAGGAUCCCCUUACACGAUGAACAGAGGUGCGUGUACCAUCUGAGGACUACAGGCGACCGUCGCAUCUCGCUCACCCUGAAGAACUGGGGGGACACAUCGCCCAGGGGCUGCAAUAAUACACACCUGCAGAUGUAUGAAGAUACACCCACUACCUCUCAACUCACCAUCUCCUGGCGCCAUCCAAUCCCGCCUUUCUCACGUGUCAUAACUACCAGCACGAGCCUCACCAUCAACUUCACCGCCACGACACCAUCCGUGACAAAUACAACGACACCUACCACGAUGUCACUCCCGCUCUGCAAAUUUACCCUCAUAGCAACCAGCAUCAGCAACAACGUCGGUGAUGACACCGCCGAUGUCGUAGAGGUGACGUCUUCCCCCACCUACAUAUGGUACUCCGGCCACAUCCAAGGACAGGUGAAGCUGGUCUCGCGAGACUUCACGAAAACCGUGAGACUUGACGUGAUCGAUGCCGGCUGUAAUCCAAACUGCUUCUAUGUCACUCAAGACAACCCCAAUGGUAAACAACUGGAGGGCACCUUCACCGAUAACACGACGACAUAUCGCAGCACGGGGCCGGUCAUAUUCAUCAGCAACUUCACCGACCAAUCAGAGGACAAGUUGCUGCUUCGCGUGACGUCACUAGACCGAGCGUGUAAUGGCGGCGUGAAGAAGGUGAAGGCCACUACUGACGCAGCCGUGACGUCAAUGCUUGACAUGGCCGCCUGUAAAUAUAACGGCUACUACAUCUACAACAUCACCACUGACCACGCCGACCACAUCGUCAAUCUGAAGUUGAGCCGAAAUUUCUUCAACGCCACAUCUCCGGACAAGGAGUGUAACCAUAGUUACAUCAAUAUAUACGACGGUAACCCUCACUGCCGGUUGUUACGGAAGUGGUGCUGGAAGCAAACUCCCUCCAUCGCAGUCACGGGAGACAAGAGUUAUCUCACCUUUGUAGUGGCGACAUCUCACGGCGACUUCCCUGGCCCUUUAACAGUGACACAUUUUGCUUUACUGAGCGCGUCCAAGUGCAAACCGGGCCUUGUCGACCUGAAAGCUUCAGCGGAUGUGACGAAAUAUCUUAGCUCUCCAAAUUUCCCUGGCCCUUACUCUGUCAACAACGACUGCACCUGGAGGAUCUCAGCUCCCAGGAUCAACUACGUCGUCCUUAUCAACGUGGUCAAGUCCGACCUCCCCAACGACUGCAGUGACUUGGUGUACAUCAUCUACGGACUCUAUCCCACGGAAAAAACAUCCGGCCGUUUGUGUGGACAGGACAGGGGGCAUUUCCGGAGUGUCGGGCCAUUCCUCAUUCUCAGAUUCACAAGUAAUUCCUUCGACAAUAGAUCCGGCUUCAAAAUUGCUUACUCAACAGAACACAACACCGGCGGCCAGCGAACCGAGGGUGGUCCUCCAGUGGGCAGUAUAGCAGGUGCGUGCAUCGCGAUCUUCGUCGUCGCCGGAGUCAUCUACGUCUGCAUCCACGAACAACGUAAACGUCACAAACAGGCUAAACAAGAAAUUGAAGGCGGGACGUUUUAGCAGCGUCACGAAACACAAAAAAAACAAUGCCACCAUUAAACGUACAGGCGACAAUUGUGAAAUUGUAUUAGUCCUGAAAGUGUUCUGAUGUGAAUGUGGAUUGUAUGUCGAGGUAUGCCAGCACCAUACCGUACCACUGACACUCGUAUGAGCCUUGCACCAUUUUCCUCCAACAGCAUGCUGACGCUCAAAGUGGCGUUAAACCAAACUCACUCACUCACUGAUUCUCUUGUGGUAGUGAGUAAAUGAAUAUUGUUUUACGUCGAUUUUACCAAUGUUUCCAGCAAGAUCACGUCGGAUGACACCAAAACUGGGCUUCACACAUUGUACCCAUGUGUGUAAUCGAACUCUUCGUCUUCGGCGUGACGAGCGAACUCUAUAACCACAAGGCCACCCCAGGGCUCCGAUUCUCUUAUGGCUUUAUUACUGCAGGGAUUCGUGAUAUACAUCAGGAAUCCUUCAGUUACAAAACGGCAAGAUAUUCUCACAAUCACGUGUCUUGGCAGCUAAAUGGUGAUCGGGUGGACCUGACUGAGUGUCAUCUUGGCAGCUAAAUGGUGAUCGGGUGGACCUGACUGAGUGUCAUCUUGACAGCUAAAUGGUGAUCGGGUGCACCUGACUGAGUGUCAUCUUGGCAGCUAAAUGGUGAUCGGGUGGAACUGACUGAGUGUCACUUUGACAGCUAAAUGGUGAUCGGGUGGAACUGACUGAGCGUCAUCUUCACAGCUAAAUGGUGAUCGGGUGGAACUGACUGAGUGUCAUCUUCAUAGCUAAAUGGUGAUCGGGCGGAACUGACUGCGUGUCAUCUUCACAACUAAAUGGUGAUCGGGUGGACCUGACUGAGUGUCAUCUUGACAGCUAAAUGGUGAUCGGAUGGAACUGACUGAGUGUCAUCUUGGCAGCUAAAUGGUGAUCGGGUGGACCUGACUGAGU